UAUAACUAGUCUUCCCAGCCCACCCCGAAUCUGUCCUAUUCUAGUAUCCCAGUGACCUAGAUACCUACCGCUUCAAACAAUCUUCAUCGAUAUAACAAUAGAGUACAAGGCUACCCUUAAUAUUAAGACACAAGCCUUCAACGACCUACCUCAUAUCUUACACAACCUCCCCAGUACAUACAUAUUACACCUCUCAACACAAUAACAAACAUGCCUAUGAACAUGACCCCGGCCCGCCCAUUCACGGCUGCCUCGCCCGUCCACCCGAGCUACCUCCCAGCUCUCCACAAGUCCGGACGCAUCGAGAGGGGAAUCGCUACCGCGGCAGUGGCAGCCGUAGGGAUCGGGUACGGCCUGACGAAAUACAGGGCCAUCAAGGCCGAGCAGUGGCAGAAGGAGCACCACGUCGAGCAGCAGCAGACGUUCCGAAGCGCGGAGAUGGCUCCCGCGGUGGCCGUGGCGACGCCUUCGCACCGCAGCGAGGCCGUCGAGGCGCUUGAGAACGCGUACGGCGAGCGGUCGAACUUGGCUGAGUUGGAGGCUGCUGUGGCGACGUAUGAGUCUCGGCGGAAGAACUAAGCUUAUAUCGUCUUUCAUGGCAUGACCAUUAUCGUGGGUUUUUUGGAAGCGGGCGUCUGGGUUGGCUAGGUAGGUACCUAUGGGAUCUUAGGUAUCGAUGGAGUUUCGGGUGAUAUGAAAACGCAUAUGGCGAUAUACGCCAGGGGGUUAUUGGGGAUGGGUUUUGUAUGAAUGGGCUUGAGGGGAACUCGCCUCGGCUUGAUGUUUGAUGUAGUCAAAGACUACAAUUGAUAGCAAUUCAUCUCUGUUGAAUUCAACGCACGUCUCUUGCUAAGAACUUUAAGGAGAGUAUCCCCGGA
Molecule: messenger RNA, 878 nt
Organism: Annulohypoxylon truncatum
Lineage: Eukaryota; Fungi; Ascomycota; Sordariomycetes; Xylariales; Hypoxylaceae
Exons: 2
Coding region: 211-579 (122 amino acids)
Source: RefSeq, a predicted model, not a curated record